AUACCCACUUGUAUGAUAGCCCAAAUACAAAACAAUCCACAGAGUCUUUGUUCGGUCUAGUUUGGUGUUGAUGGCUGACAGCAAACAGAAGUUCAUAAACCUUUAGAAGAAAUUACUGUAAUUGGGUGGCACAAAGAUAUCUGCAAUGCUUCUUUUUUCUUCUAAUGACUCACAAUGCUAUUUUCUGUAGGUUUUACAGUCACGUGUAGGAAGGAGAGGAAGGAUGAACAACCUUCAGGUUGGCCAAACUAUCUCCUACCACAUAUAAUAAAAUCUCAGAUUAUCACACACUUUAGUGAAGGAAUUUGCACUCUUUUUGUGUGUUCUUGCUAGUUCCAAAAACUGUGACCUAGACUUUGGACUUUGGAAACAAAUUACUCUAUAGUCAUGAAGAGAUUUGUCUUCGUCCACAUUCCACUUGGGAAGCUUGUGAGAGGAGUGUUCAAUGUGUGCGCUUUGAAUUUCCUGUUUUGUCUUGAGAAGUGUGCUCGAGGUUGACUGGGGAUAAAGUUUUACUUGAUAAUUUUGUCAAGACAGAAACUGAAAAGGUUGUUUUUCUCUACAGCCAUGCUGCUGUUCCUGGGCUGUCUGCUCACCCUUUCCAGUGGCGCUCUGUGUCUGGACCAACUCAACAUGUGCAUGAAUGCAAAACAUCACAAAGUGGAGCCUGGCCCUGAGGGAGAACUGUAUCAUCAGUGUGCUCCCUGGCGUGAGAAUGCAUGUUGCACUGCUAACACCAGCGAAGAGGCCCACAAUGAUAACUCUUACCUGUAUUAUUUCAACUGGAACCACUGCGGUGCAAUGAGUCCCAAGUGCAAGAAACAUUUCAUCCAGGACACUUGCUUCUAUGAGUGUUCCCCACACUUAGGACCAUGGAUACAAUCGGCAGAUGAGAACUGGAGAAAGGAGCGGAUCUUGAACGUGCCUCUUUGUAAAGAGGAUUGUGAACAGUGGUGGGAAGACUGCAAGAAUGAUUUUACUUGCAAGACAAAUUGGCACAAGGGAUGGGACUGGAGCUCUGGUACCAACAAGUGUCCUGCAGACAGCCAAUGCAGAAAAUGGACUGAUGCCUUUGCAACACCCAAAUCCAUGUGUGAACAAAUUUGGUCCAACUCUUACCUUUACACCACCUAUACCAAAGACUCUGGUCGCUGCAUGCAGCUUUGGUUCACAGGACCCAACCCCAACAAGAAGGUGGCCGAGUACUACCUCAACACCGCUCAGCGGGGCCAAAGUUUUCCUGUAACAACGCUACUCUUCCUGACUGCCACGUCUUUCUUUGUAACCAUCUUCUAGCAUGAUCCCAUUGCCAUAUCUUUCAUCACAAUGGAUUCAGUAAUUAAAGUGUUUUCAA
This is a messenger RNA of Gambusia affinis (western mosquitofish), 1354 nucleotides long. It is a transcript of the gene folr, whose product is annotated as folate receptor. Lineage: Eukaryota; Metazoa; Chordata; Actinopteri; Cyprinodontiformes; Poeciliidae. Gene Ontology annotation, molecular function: signaling receptor activity. Bases 568 to 1296 code for a protein of 242 amino acids. The record is from RefSeq and is a predicted model, not a curated record. The transcript has 5 exons. Gene Ontology annotation, cellular component: external side of plasma membrane.